AUGUCGAAUCCUCCUCCGAGAAAUCUUGAUUAUUCCCAACACUGCGCAUAUUGUUCUGAUGCCCCAGGGCACAACAUACAAAGAUGCUGGUACUUGAAAAAGGCAAUUCAAGAUUUGAUCGAUACUCGUCGAAUUAUAGUUGAAAGCCCAAAUGGACCGAACAUCAAUCAAAAUCCACUACCCAGACAUACUGAAACAAACAUGUUAGAGAUGGUGAAUGACCACGAAGAAGUUGCAGUCCCAUACAAGCCAAUCCUUAAAGUUGAAACUGGCAUGGAAAGUUCAGCAAAUGUCGUUGACUUAACAAAAAUGAUGCCUUCAGGGGUGGAAAGUACGUUUGAAAAGUUGACCCCAUCAAGCCCACCCAUCCUAACUGUAAAAGGAGCACUUGAAGAUGUUUGGGGAAGUCAGAGAGAGGCAAGAUUGGUUGUUCCAAGAAGGCCAGACAAGCCUAUCUUGAUCGUGCAAGGAGCCUAUAUUCCACCUGUGAUCAUUAGGCCAGUGUCCCAACUUCCAAUGACUAAUCCCAAGGCUGUCCCUUGGAACUAUGAGCCUACCGUUGUGACAUACAAGGGGAAAGAAAUCAAUGAAGAAGUAGAUGAAAUAGGAGGAAUGACUCGUUCGGGAAGAUGUUAUGCCCCGAUUGAAUUAAGGAAAAAUAAAAAUGACCAAAUGCAAGUUAAAAGUCCAGUCACUGAAGGGGAAGCAGAUGAGUUCUUAAGAAAGAUGAAAUUGUCAGACUACUCCAUUGUGGAACAGUUAAGGAAAACUCCAGCCCAAAUCUCUUUGUUGUCAUUGUUAAUACAUUCAGAUGAACAUCGUAAAGCUGUAAUGAAGAUUCUGAAUGAAGCACAUGUUCCUAAUGAGGUUACAGUGAGUCAAUUAGAGAAGAUUGCUGGGAGAAUCUUUGAGGUAAACCGCAUCACCUUUUCAGAUGAUGAACUACCAGUGGAAGGUACGGGACAUAACCAAGGCCUCCAUAUAACUGUAAAGUGUGAGCUUUCAUAUGUCACUCGAGUUCUAAUUGACGGAGGGUCUGGGGCAAAUAUUUGUCCCUUGUCAACUCUACAAAAAUUGAAUGUUAAUGUUGAAAGGGUACGACCUAACAACGUAUGUGUUAGGGCUUUUGAUGGGUCCAAAACAGAUGCCAUUGGAGAGAUAGAGCUCAUACUGAAAAUAGGUCCUGUCGAUUUCACCGUGAAUUUUCAAGUGCUGAAUAUCAAUGCAUCCUACAAUCUAUUGUUGGGAAGACCAUGGGUGCAUAGGGCUGGGGCAGUCCCCUCUACGUUACAUCAAAUGGUUAAGUUUGAAUACGAUCGACAAGAAGUGAUUGUUCAUGGUGAGGGGGAUCUGUCAGUCUACAAGGACUCUUCCCUCCCUUUUAUCAAGGCAAAUAAUGAGAAUGAGGCACUGGUUUAUCAAGCUUUUGAAGUAGUGGUUGUUGAGCAUAUCCUCGAGGGGAAUCUCAUUUCAAAACCACAACUACCCAUGGCAUCCGUGAUGAUGGUAAAUGAAAUGCUGAAGCAUGGUUUUGAACCAGGUAAAGGCUUGGGGAUCUUCUUGCAAGGGAGAGCUUAUCCGGUGAGUCCACGAAAGAGUCUUGGUACUUUUGGCUUAGGAUACAAGCCUAGAGUCGAGGACAAAAUGAAAGCCAAAAAGCAGAGGAGAGAUGUAUGGGCACUUACCAAGCCUAUACCACCCAUAUACAAAUCUUUCCUCAAAUCCCGCAUAACAGAAUCUUCUGAGUCACCCCUCUCAGAGCCAGUAUUGGAGGUUCACGAAGAAUUGAUCAAUUAUUUUCAAGAUUUAUUUGUCGAGGCUGAUAUGAUUGAACUCGGAGAAGGCACUAGCGACAGAGAUGUGCAAUUCAUUGGUCCUGAUGUCCAGCUGAACAAUUGGGAGGCCACUCCUCUCCCCAUUAAGAAUGAGUCUUGGUAG
Molecule: messenger RNA, 1938 nt
Organism: Solanum stenotomum
Lineage: Eukaryota; Viridiplantae; Streptophyta; Magnoliopsida; Solanales; Solanaceae
Exons: 1
Coding region: 1-1938 (645 amino acids)
Molecular function (GO): nucleic acid binding
Source: RefSeq, a predicted model, not a curated record